Molecule: messenger RNA, 3482 nt
Organism: Pelecanus crispus (Dalmatian pelican)
Lineage: Eukaryota; Metazoa; Chordata; Aves; Pelecaniformes; Pelecanidae
Source: RefSeq, a predicted model, not a curated record
AUGGCUGCUCAGCCAGAAGCAGCAGCCCAAACUGCAGGUCUAAAACCUCCUGAACUUGGAGGUAAGAAUAUGACUGCCACAGAAAUGAAGAGAAAGUGUUUUUAUGAAAAGGUACAGCAGAGGUGUCUGAGUCUGCAGGAGACAAAGGUGAAGAUGAUUCGUGCACAAAAGGCAAAAGAAGAAAAGGUGAAGAAGAGAGAACCCUGUGACUGGAUGUCCAAAGAGUGGUUCAGUGAAGAGAAAGAGUCACUAGAUACUCACAUCUAUUUGCUUGACAAACUCCUACCUACGUUAAUCCCAGGAAUGGAAAAACUCUUAAUGGAAGUGGAAAGAAAGAAUGUGCUUGCACCGGACAAAGAACCAAGAAAAUUUAACCCCAUUAUUUUUCUUGGAGAAUAUCUGAUGAGACAUAACCCUCAGUAUAGUAUUUCUACAAAACCAGGCCUGUACCUGAGAGGAAUGAAGAUGGUCACAGAGGAGCUAAAAACUCAGAUGCCCGGUACAACAUCAGAGAGGCUGGCCAGGAUGAAGUUGGAGGCAAAGAACAAACGUAAGGAAAGGGAGCAGCUGGAAAAUCUGAAGUCUCAGGUGAAAGAGAUGAGAAAGGAGGCGCUGGCAAUUCAGUUCAAAGAGUGGACAGUGGAUGUCAGUGGCAGAAUACCGGUUGCACUGGUUCAGAGUGCCCUGAGGUCUUUUCCAGAUGUCAUUGCUUCUACUCCCAUAGAUGUGAGAAAAGCAAUCUAUGGCAGGAAGCUGGAAAUCAUCGACACGUUGGAAAAAAAAGUAAACAUAGAUGAAUUCACAGAGUAUGUCUAUUCCUACACUGAACAUUUUUCAAAUGACAUGUUCCAAGAAACCCUGAAGCAUCUCUCUCAGUGUGCUGCUGACUUCCAAGAAGCAAUAAGACAUGAUAUGCGGAGGCAAAUGUUUACUGAUGUCUUCCUAGACUGUGAUUAUGGAAAGGUUGGGCUCUUAGACAGACAAAAAAUACUCGCCCUACUGGUAGACUUCUAUGACAGAAGCCCGGUGAUUGCUAAGAGGGGAUUCUGUAACCCAAGACAGUGGCCAAUAAUUGAGCUGCAAGAGAUUGAGCUUGCAGAUUUAUGGGGAGGCCUUGAUAGCCAGGAAGUUUGUGAGGAACUCAGUGAAAAGUUAGUCUUGUCUCAAACAGGAAUUUCUGAGGGAGAGAUUUUAGCGUAUGAAGCUGUAGAUGAUAAUAGACAAGCCACAUACAGGAUGAGAACUAGAGUCAGAGAAGGUCUGUUUGAACAAAUGGGCACAAGUGAAGCUGAGACUGGAGGAAUUUCUAAGGAAGAAAUCCAAGCAGCAGAAUCAAGUGAUGCUGAAGAUGCUCCAGUUGCAGAGGUUGUGAAAGAAACUCCUGCAGGAAAAGAGAGUUUUUCUAGGCAGCAUGGCAGCCAGUUUGGCCAACAGACAAGCCCAGAGACAAGACUGCAGGAUGAGGACCUUCUGCAAGACAAAGGUAAAGACUUACAUCCCAUCAUGGCAGAGAUUCAGAACCGUUGGGCUUCUUGUACUAGGAGUGCCUUUGAUGAAAGCUGCCUCAACCUGCCACAGUUUGUACAGCUCAUGGAGACAUUUGUUGGUGAAGACAUUUCUCUGCCUACUCUGAAGAGGCUUAUUGCAUUUAUCAAAGAAGAAUACAAACAGACAGAAGAGGAAAAAAUGGAACAACUAGAAAAAGUUCACCACAUCUCUCGCUUGGCCCAACGGAAACUGCUUCUGGAGGCACUGUUCGAAAAGUGGGACAACAAUGCAUCUGGGUUUCUGGACCUGGAAGAGGUGGAUGCUGUUCUAAGCACAUUCAAGGAAGGGAUGGAAAGAGAGGCCUUGAGGAAGGCAAAGAAACACCUUUGCUCCUGUUACCCACAGCUCAGCAGAGUGGGGAAGUUAUCCCCAAAGGCAUUCCAGACUUUCCUUGAGUUAGUUGCUUCUGAGUUCACUGGUGAUGAGGAUGAAGCUAUUGAGAAUUUGGUGGAAUUUCUGACUACAAGCGUGGAACAAAGUCACGUGGAGUGCCUGCAAAGCUUAGCCAGGAGGAAAUGGCUGCACAAUAUCCAGCAAGCAGCUGAGACCAGCGGAGCAAGCAUGGGACCAGUUUACAAAGCAGUGUUUAAGGCCCUCUCCCAGGAUGCAGAAGCCCACGGGGAUAACAAGAAGAUCAGUGCAUAUAUUGCCCUUUUGGAAGAGAACCAGCGCUCACCAGAGCGGGGACAGAUUCUCCUACGCUAUGUGGCAUGCACCGCAGAUGAUGCUCCAUAUGUUCUAAAUCAGAUACUUUACAGAGACAUGAAAGGAGUAAGCUUUGCAGCUGUUGAAGAGGGAAAGCCAAUCCAUGUUCCAAGAGUUCAGCUCCAUGGAAAUAUCCACUUCUGGAACUAUGACCGCCCAGUGGAGGAGAGAAGAGGUUCACUCCUGGUACUGUACGCUCGCUGGAAAGUCUUUGGCGUUCUAGGACUUGACACACUUCGGGAUGAGCGUGAGAAGACCAUCUUUCUGACCCAUGAGAUCAGUUUCUAUCAGGGAGUUUCUCAGGCGUUCAGCAAAGCCUACCACCACGUCUGCAGACUGGAAAAUAUUCUACAAAUGACUGUUACUGCUCUGGACUGGUUGUAUCCCAGGGCACCCAGCAUCCGCACUGUGAUUACAUACCUGGUGGAGCCUGGCAAAGACAAGACGUGUGACUACGCUCUGCGCAAGGUGAUUACUACAGAUAAUACAGGACAAAAAGAAAUUCAUAGCUCUCCUGUUCUUCUCCUCAGAAAAGAAAACCUCUUAAGAAUUUACUUAUUUAAGUGCAUAGACAGUUCAGAGGUCAUUUGCACUUCUGUCUGUGGAGAAUACCACACUGCAGUACCUCUCCGUGACCUAUCAGGACAAGCUCUUGGGAUAUUUGAUAUCAGCAUCGGGCACCAGCAGAAGUUACCACCUCAUGAACACAAAGACCUACAAAAAAUGCUAAAGAUGGCCCAAGCUGCCUGCUCUGAGAUACUGAAGAUGUCUUUAGAGGAAACAGAACCAACCUAUGUACUGGAGGCAGAACGCAUGGCACAUUUGAGGCAUGCCGGGAUUCUGUUCCACCGGUUCAUGCUGCAGGACCUGCGCGAGUGUGUCCAGAAACUUGAUGCUAAGAGCUUUGCUGAAAUAAAAAGCUAUGCAGAACCGCCAGCUCUGGUACAUAACAUAGUUAAGGCUGUGCUGUUGCUUUUCCAUCCAGACUGGAAGGGCUCAGAGAAGACUGAGAACUGGAGUCAGUGUAUACUGAAACUCGAUGACAAUUUGAUUCAGGAGAUUUAUUGUUUUGAUCCAACUACUGCAUCUGUGCAAGUUCAAGCAGAGCUGCUGCUGGACUGCAUCACUGGUAAAUAUCAUAAACUAAUCGUGUCCGCAGCCCGCCUCACCUCCAGCCGAGUCCCUCUACAACUGGGUCCACCCCUGCCUCUCACUAGCAGAGAUCGCAA